AUGUCUAUCCUUCUCACUGGUGGCAGCGGCAAGACCGCCCCCCGCGUUGCGGCAUUGCUCGCCGCUGACAAGAGACCUUAUCUCCUAGGCUCCCGUCAAGGCCCUAGUGCUGCGUCAAAUGGCCACCCCACCGUCAAAUUUGACAUGGGUGAUGAGUCGACCUGGACCAAGCCAUUUGAGACCACACCGAUCAAGGCCGUCUACAUGAUGGAGCCCCGGAUUGCCACGCCUUGGAUUCCCAUGAACAAGUUUGUGGAUCUUGCCAAGACCAAAGGUGUCAGUCGUUUCGUUCUAUGCGCCGGUAACUCGGCCCAAAUUGGCAAGGACGGUAUGGGCAGAGUUUGGGAGCAUCUGAUCGAGUCUGGUGUUGACUACUGCGUGCUUCGCCCGUCUUGGUUUAUGGAGAACUUGAUUGAAGAUGGACUGAAGUUCACCAUCGGCAAGAUGGGCAAGAUUUUCACCGCUGCUCAAGAUGGAGAGAUCCCCUUUAUUAGCGCAGAUGAUAUUGCCGAGGUGGCCUAUCACGCCCUGACGGAUGAGAAGUCGUAUAACUCUGACCUCAGCAUCCUCGGGCCUCAGAACUUGACUUACGAUCAGAUUGCCGAGAUCCUUACUAAAGUUCUCGGACGCAAGAUUGAGCACGUCAAGCAAGAUGAAGCGGGCCGUAUUGCGGGCCUGGUCCAGCACAACCUAUCAGAGUACUUUGCCCGAUUCCUGACUAACCUAGAGCUCUUGGCCUCCAAGAACUUCGAGAAGGGGACGUCGGAUGCCGUCGAGAGGGUGACAGGACACCCGCCCCUAAGCUUCGAGCAGUUCGCCGAGAAGAACAAGGCGGCCUGGUCGUAG
Hypoxylon fragiforme is the source of this 846-nucleotide messenger RNA. RefSeq names its product NAD(P)-binding protein. The transcript has 3 exons. NCBI's taxonomy places the organism in Eukaryota, Fungi, Ascomycota, Sordariomycetes, Xylariales, Hypoxylaceae. The coding region runs from base 1 to 846 and encodes 281 amino acids. The record is from RefSeq and is a predicted model, not a curated record.